Messenger RNA from Sordaria macrospora k-hell, 2466 nucleotides. Lineage: Eukaryota; Fungi; Ascomycota; Sordariomycetes; Sordariales; Sordariaceae. The record is from RefSeq and is a predicted model, not a curated record.
AUGGACGAUUCCGCCGCCGAUUCCGAUCACGACGCCGUCUCCCACACUACAGAAACCCCCCAAGUUCCCAAGACGACACAAGACAAGGAGGACGAACAGGAAGAGGUCUUCGAGACCCCGGCAACGGAGCAGGAAAACAAGUCGCUACACCGCAUCUCGCAUGCUUCCAAGGCCUCAGAGGCGUCCGCUUUCUCAGCUGCAUCGCUGGACGAUGUAAGCCUAAAUGAUAAUUCUACAAUUGGUGACACAGAAAAAACCCUUGAUACGGCGCCUUCAUCAACAAAGAAGCUCUCAAUAAGCAGUAUAGCCAGUGCUCUGCCCGCCAUGCCGUGGUCUCCCUCCGCCACCGACGAAGCUGUAAAAAGCCCUCCCAUCGCCGCUCCCGUAGCCGCCGCCGCCGCCGCUCCUCCGCCUGCGCCCGCUGCCCUAACUCCAGCACCACCGCCCCCGGUCACUAGAAAGCUAACUAGCCCCUUUUCCUGGUUAUCCAGGAGUUCGUCAAAGGAGGUAAACAACCCGCCUCCACCAGCACCCGUCGCUACUGGUACAAGAAGGAAUACCGCCAGCUCCGUCGCGACUCUUUCCAGCAAUCCCGAGGGAACAUUAGGCAAGGUCGACGAGGAGGGUGGCAACAAGAACACUCUGAAGGAUCGCUUUAAGCAGUUGCGCCUAAGGGAGGAGGGCAGUGCGCCCACGGGAGACGAUGAUGAGAAGAGCUCUGCAUCUGAAGAAAAGGAAGCAAUCCAGCCCCCUCCAUCGCCGCUUCCACCCACCCCCAAUCCGGCUCUUGCCCCCGGUACGGCAUCUGGAGUUACCGCUGGCCCCUCAGCUGGCUCCGAUUCUCCUGUGGAUUGGGAUCUGUGGCAGACGGUCGUUUACGAAGGCCCCGCAGCCGUUGCUCGGACAAGCCCUGAGCAAUUGAAGGAGGCCAUCGCAAAGGGUAUCCCUAGUGCUAUUCGCGGGGUCAUCUGGCAGGUUCUGGCACAAAGCAAGAAUGAGGAACUGGAAACAGUCUACCGGGACUUGGUUGCGAGGGGUACAGACAAGGAAAGAAAAAGUGACAGGCAGAGCAAUGCCUCAAUAUCACUAAGUAACGGUAAGGCGAGCGGCAAGGAUACGCCCUCAUCCGCUUCGUCAGUUCACUCGGAAAAGUCUGGACCUAACGGAACCGGUGCUCCUUCGCCAACAGAGAAAGACUCGGAAGCCUUCGUCAAGGCCCAGGCUCUCGCUGCGGCAGAGCGCAAGAAGAAGGAGAAGGAAGACAAGGAAAUGCUAUCGAGGCUCGAAAAGGUCAUUAGGAGGGAUCUGGGUGCUCGAACGAGCUACUCCAAAUUUGCCGCCGCUCAAGGGCUUCAGGAGGGCCUCUUCGGCGUGUGCAAGGCCUAUGCUCUCUUUGACGAAGGCGUUGGCUAUGCUCAGGGCAUGAACUUUCUCGUCAUGCCUCUUCUCUUCAACAUGCCCGAGGAAGAAGCCUUCUGCCUGCUGGUACGACUAAUGAACCAGUACCACCUUCGCGAGCUCUUCAUCCAGGACAUGCCCGGUCUGCACAAGUGCCUCUACCAGUUCGAGCGCCUUCUCGAAGACCUUGAGCCCGCUCUCUACUGCCACCUCCACCGGCGUGGCAUCUCCCCUCAUCUCUACGCUACGCAGUGGUUCCUCACCCUGUUCGCCUACCGGUUUCCCCUGCAGCUCGUCCUGCGCAUCUACGACCUGAUCUUCUCCGAGGGUCUCUCAGCCAUCAUCAAGUUCGGCAUCGUGCUCAUGCAAAAGAACGCGACCGCCCUGCUCGGCAUGUCCGACAUGUCGCAGCUCACCACUUUCUUGAAAGAUCGUCUCUUCGACGUCUACAUCGACGCCACGCCCUCGUCCAACUCGAUUCUCGAGAACGGCUUCUUCGGCUCCAGUUCCGCCAGCAUCGACAAGGAGGUCUACCGCGCCGACCAGCUCGUCCGCGACGCCUGCGACGUCAAGAUCACAGCCGAGCUGCUCAAGGAGUACGGCAAAGAGUGGGAAGAGAAGACCAAAGCUGAGAAGGAACGCGAGCAGGAACUCGAGGGUCUCAAGCAGGCCAACACCAACUACGCCGUCAUGGUGCGUCGGCUGGAAGAGCGCAUCGAGGCGGUGGACCGCGAGCAGGCCUCGCUGGCGACAGAGCUGGUGCGCACCAAGGUCGAGAACGAAGAGCUGAAAGAUGAGAACGAGUCUCUGAAGGGCCAGGUGAAGGAACUCAGAGUGGUAAUAGAACAUCAGCCCGCGGAGCUGGAGAAUAAGUGGAAUCUCGAAAGGGACGAUCUCAUGAAGAGGAACGAGAAGGUUCAUGAGGAGAACCAGAAGCUCGAGAAGGAGCUGGCGGAUCUGGAGGAGCAGCUGGUGCAAACCAAGUUGCAGUAUGCUGAGAUCAACUCGGCUCAUGAAACGCUUUCUAGGAAGUGGGCGGAUCUCAAGAGGCAGGUGCAGGCUGCUUGA